CGCGCCAGUCGAUUGCGAAACAUGAAAGUGGCGAAAAGUGGCGACAGGAUGGCGUAUCCAUGGACUAAAAUGAAGCCCCUGCUGAUGCUGACAGUGUUAUUGGCCAUUUUCUUCAGCUACUGCCUGGCCGGCAAGACGACCACCAUCGUUAGCCACACAGACACCCUCGAUCCGCAGGCCGAUGGCUUCUGGGCGAACAAGACCACGUGGAACGCGCGCUGGGUGAAGUACUGGCGGGCCAAGAAGAUCUACGAGCCGGUGUGGAAGAAGGUCUGGACACCCACCAUUCACAACGAGUGGGUGCCCCUGCCCAAUGUGCCCAACGACUGGGAGGCGGAGAAGGCUCGCUCCUACAAAUAGCACUGAGACUGAAACAUAGGCUAAGAGUAUUUAUGGUUUA
Messenger RNA from Drosophila santomea, 400 nucleotides. RefSeq lists its product as uncharacterized. The transcript is spliced from 2 exons. The coding region runs from base 22 to 360 and encodes 112 amino acids. The record is from RefSeq and is a predicted model, not a curated record. NCBI's taxonomy places the organism in Eukaryota, Metazoa, Arthropoda, Insecta, Diptera, Drosophilidae.